Molecule: messenger RNA, 481 nt
Organism: Thamnophis sirtalis
Lineage: Eukaryota; Metazoa; Chordata; Lepidosauria; Squamata; Natricidae
Source: RefSeq, a predicted model, not a curated record
GAGAGGAGGAGGGUGGAGAGGACUACAAGAAUUCGCAGAUUGGAAGAUGGAGUCCCGCCAGCCAGUCCCUCUUCUUCCCGAGCAGACUUUUGACCGGGAGGUCAAGCAAAACAUGGCCGAGCUUUCUCUCUGGACCGUCGUGGCUGCCAUCCAAGCGGUAGAGAGGAAGGUUGAUGCCCAUGCCAGUCGGCUGCUCAACCUGGAGCGCCGCGUGAUGACCAAUGAGAAAAAAUACGUGGAUUGCGAGAAUGCCGUGGUGGACUUCGGCAACCAGAUGGAAUGCAAGUUGACGGCUCUGGGCACCUUGAUCCAGGAAUACGGGCUGCUCCAGAGGAGGCUGGAGAACAUGGAGAACCUCUUGAAGAACCAGAACUUCUGGAUCCUCCGACUUCCCCCGGGAUCCAAGGGGGAAACGCCCAAGGGUUUGCAAUCGUGGGAGACCUUCUUAAUUUGGAAGGUGGCGUUAGAGGAAUUGAAAUAA